AUUAAUCGCGAAUUUUUCAUAUACUGCGUAUGUGCGGUAAAUUACCGUUCACAAUGUAAUUUAUUUCUAUUAUUUUUCGGCUGAACGUAGAAAACGCUCAUAAUUACUGGUCUUGUGAACCAUCUUUUUAAAUCUUUCAGAUGGUAUCAGUUGACAGACACUCGUCUCCGAAAAUACGUUGAAUGUGUACCCGUGGGUCGUCUGCUCGAUUUAAAAUUGUGCAACCGGCCAUGCGAAUUGGACACUACCUCUUGUGACACGGUACACGAGCAGAAGCACUCAUUGAUUUGUUGACAAAUUGUAUAUUUUUACGUAGGAUUCCUCUCGUAGAUUUCUUUCUAUCAAUCUGACGUGGCUAUCGUGCACUCUUAUUCAUUACCAGCUAAUAACAAUGGCUAUUAUUAUUAUUAAUAGAAUAUUUAAUGUCAAUAAUUCAUCAUGCUUGCAAUCACUAUUGUAUUUACUUACAACUUGCUGUUCAUAGGUAGUGUAUGUAUUAUAAAAUGAGCAUUUCUUCAUCAGUAAAACCUGAUUUUGGAGGUGUAAACGGGGUAAUGAAUGGGAACCUGGCGAUUUGGUAUUUUGCUGUGCCUUUAACGUACUUAGAAGCUGGACUUUCCUUCAGUCCAGUUUUGCUCUACACAGCGCUAAGUAACGGAUACCUUCAAAUUUUUGUGAUAUGUUUUGUAUAUAUUUUGAUGCCUCUAUUGAUCAGAGUUGGAACGUGCCUGUUAACAUAUGUUGGGGUCAACAUUUGGCUCCUUAAGGGAAUGGAGGUGUUGUAUUGCAUGCCACCUCCAUUUAGUACGGGUCUUGUACUGAGCCGAUUGGCAGACGCAGAUCUACCAACGAGCAUAGUUACAACAUUGACAUCAUACUUUGUUGGACUAUUUCUAUCCCCAUUCUUGUUGUACAUAAUGCUGGGUGCAUCAACUGCACCUUUUGUUGGCAUCAAUGUCAGAGAAUUGUUAUUGAGCACCUUGAUACCCUUAGGUGUCGGUGGUAUCUUACAGCCACUUACUACUAAGUUAAAAAUCUGUUAUGGAACUCGAACUGCGUGGGUUCCGCAGGGAUUACUGUUGCUAACUGCAUAUCAUUGGUUCUGCGAUGCUCUGUCGGCCGAUGCUUCAUCUCUUCAGGCAGUUGACAUACUGCUCUGCAUUCUAAUCGCCUGUGUAGAACAACUUAUUGUUGCCUGGCUUUGUUGGGUGCUGUGUUCACGUUGGUUAUCCCGCAAGAUUCUGCUAGCUGCCUUGUUUACCACAACACACAAGUCUGUGGGUCUUGGAGGAUGGCUUCUCCGAGGUGCUUAUCACGGAUCAGCCCAUGGACCUUCCAUUACUUUGCCACUCUCAGUUUUACCAGUCGCACAACUUUUGCUUGGGAGUCUUUUGGCAAACUGGGUCGCUCCCUGACGUCCGUCGAACAGUAGAAGAUGCGAUACAAAAGUGGCUUCCUUUCCGUCAUUGCAAAUUCGUAUUAUCCCACAACCACUACAACCAGUAGUAUACGAUUUAGUUCCAAGCAGACUCUGAUACUUGCUGAAGAGCAACGUGUUUAUCAAUAAUAUUAUAACUCUUACAUAAGUAGUAAAAGGUUUCAAAUUCGUAAAGUAAAAUUAGUUUUGACCGGCCAAUAAUUGGUUCGCUUAUAGUGUUAUACCAGAUUUUUAGUGCGAUUAAUUGGCAAAGAUUAAGU
Molecule: messenger RNA, 1698 nt
Organism: Diprion similis
Lineage: Eukaryota; Metazoa; Arthropoda; Insecta; Hymenoptera; Diprionidae
Product: sodium/bile acid cotransporter 7-like
Exons: 6
Coding region: 492-1415 (307 amino acids)
Cellular component (GO): plasma membrane
Source: RefSeq, a predicted model, not a curated record